AGAGAUGGGCACACACAGACAGAGAGCGAUAGAGAGAGAGAGAGAGAGAGACAGAGAGAUGGGCACACACACACACACACACAGACAGGGAGAUGGGCGCACACAGUAGAAGAGAGAGAGAGAUGGGCACACACACGGAGACAGCUCUCUGUGUGUGUGUGUGUGUGUGUGUGUGUGUGUGUGUGUGUGUUGGGGGGGGGUAUCUGAAUUCCUCUGACGCAGGCAGUGAGUACAGACGUCUCGCGCGCACCGUGUGCAUCUUUCCGUCGUCUCCGUUGUUAACGUGCCAGUCUCCGUUCUUUCCGUCUUUCUCUUGCUUCCUGAGUGCUGAGCGUGCUGCGCUCUCCGAGGUGCUGAAACCCGGUCGUCUCUCCCGUUAAUGAACACGCGGUUCGUCAGCGACGCACGCGCCUUUAAUGCGACACGGCGCGGAGGCAGACGGUCGCGCGAGAGCCGGACUGAACCCCUUAGCCACCCCCACCCACCCCCUCUCCCAGUUUCCCGCCCCUCGUGAGAGAAUAACGGAGAGAGGGGAUGAGGGGAACUGAGCUGCUUCUGCACGUCGAGCGCGCGGUCUAAAGGAUGGCGCCGUGUUUGGCGCGCGCGGUGCUGCGCGUGCUGAGCUGUUUCAGCGUGUCGCGGGUUUUGGCUGACAGUUUAGCUCCUCCUGUAAAUGUGUCUAUCCGGGAUCUAAAGGCCAAUUCAGCUACAGUGACAUGGGACAUUCCAGGAGCAGAGCCAGUUAUUGGAUUUGCCAUCACACAGCAGAAAAAGGACGUGCACAUGCUGCGCUUCAUACAGGAAGUGAACACCACCACACGGAGCUGUGCAUUGUGGGAUUUGGAGGCGGAGACGGACUACAUCGUGCACGUGCAGUCCAUCAGUGUGCAGGGGACGAGUCCGCCGAGCGAAACUCUGCGUUUCAGGACGCCAAAGGAAGCCGAGAGACAGGCGUCUAAAAACGAAGUCACCAUGGAGGAAGUGGGGCAAGCCAGUCAGCUCAGGGCGGGGGAGCUCAUCAUCAUCGUGGUGGUGCUAGUAAUGUGGGCAGGUGUGAUUGCCCUCUUCUGCCGUCAGUACGACAUAAUCAAAGACAACGAGCCUAACAAUAACAAAGACAAAGCCAAGAAUUCGUCGGAAUGCAGUACCCCUGAGCAUCCGACAGGGGGGCUGUUACGGAGCAAGGUGUAACCCCACCACCUCCACCUCCACCCAGAGCUCAGAAGAUGACGAGCAGCAGUUCCUCAACCACAGCAACAACAGCAACAACCAGAUGCCAUCUGUGACCGUUAUCAAGGUGUGACAGGACACAUUUCGUCAAAAAAGGACAAAAGAUUAGAGUGUAAUGACAGCACACGCUGCUCCAGCUGAGGCUCGGAUGAGCCGGGUAUCACGGCACCUGGCUCCAGUCUGAAGAGCAACAGAGAAGAUAACGGACAAACAGGAGGACGUACAGUACGUGCGGCGCCAACGGGUUUUAGUGACGAGACCAGAGCCAACGCUGGCCGGCAGUGAGGAGAUUAAAAUGGAGGGCUGCAAAGGAAAGCAGUCUUUUCUCCUCGUCUUAUCAGGAAACAACCAGCUGCUCUCUACAUCAUUACACUGACGUGGAUGAGAACACUCUGGAGUGACGUAAACCUCGCAGGACUUCUUCUCAUCCCGUCUUUUCGGCGUCUCGAUUCUCAACGUGCUCUUCGAGUGAGAUCAAACUUUUGAUAAAGCUACAGUGAUUUCUACCACAGCACUGUUUGAAUUUCUUUUCUAUAACAGCAGCUCUGACAGCAGUGCAGCUGCAAGUCACAGGUUUAUAUUCUCCUCUAGUUUCUAUAGCAACUUCUUCUUUGUUUUUAAAAAAAAAAGAAAAGAAAAACACAAUUGGUGAUGUGAGGUUUUCUGUAAGGAGACGUUUCCUUCACAUUUAUGGAAGGAGUCUCCAGUGUCAGUGUUUUUUUUUUUUUUUUACAGUAAGAUUUUCUGACAGUUUCAGGAGUUUACGCUUUUGCGGUUUCUCUGUAACAUGACAAGCUGUUUGUUUGUUUUUUUGUCUUAUUAACUUCAAGAGACAAUAAAUAAGAGAGAGGACGGGUGAGGGGACGACUGCUUAUUUAUAGCUGCUAUAACAUAUGUGAUAAUAGGAGAUGGUAACUUGUUUCCAGGAUGUUCCACAACAUUAAACGUAACUCUAAAAGGACAAAAAAUACACUGUCAUGUUUUAAUAAAUAAGAAAUUGGAAUAGCUGGUAAAUUUCCGUUGUAUAAGGGGAAUGAAACACUUCAGGAUGUGCUGUUAUUGGAGAAUAAUGAACUUCGUGGUGGUAACAGUAACGUAAUUGAUUAAUUUCCGAAAACAGCGUGUUUUUAUUGCUCAGUAAUGUGCUUGAAUAUGGAGUGAUGUGUAACACAGUGCUAGACUUGUGUGAGAGAAUCUGAAAUAUUUGCGUUAAGGCUCUCUAUUUGCGAAGACAAACGGUUGCCUGUUUUAUAUCCAGUUAAUGUGUGUUUACAGAAAAUAAGAGAAAGGGGACAAUAAAUAAGAAAAAUAAAAUGCAGAAUAAAAUUCGAUAACUUUUUGCAUAUAUAAUGUAUAAACAUUUGCAUGUGUAUAGAUUAUUAUAUAAUCGUCAUAUUUCCGGAACCGAUGCGUGAUGUAAUUUUGGUGGUUUCUCCUUUUUAGAUCUACAGGCCAGUGAACCCCUAAUGUCUUCUUUUUUCAUUGUUUUGUUAUUAUAAUUUCCUGAGCAUGUGUAACUCGUCAGUUAGAGGAUAAAUCCAGUGCAUCCAGUGUAAAAAGUGUGAUGAUGUGUGAAAAGACGAGAAGACAAGGUAGUUGUGGAGCUGCUAUCUUAAUCCCUACUGAAAGGCUUCUGUGCUAAAGGACACGCCUCUCAAGGACGUCUACUCGGGUAUCUCACAGACGCCGGAACCUCCUCCGGGGAAAUGCACCUCUACUUUCAACAAGGGCUGAAAACUCUUCACAUCAGCAAUAAUCCAGGACUUGAUAAUGAGAACUUCAUAACGGGGGAAUUAAUUAACAGUGACUUUCAGUGGGAUUUAAAAGUAUCACUUUUUAUGAUCGAUGAUACAUUUUUUUUGUAUGCCUAAAAUGAGAAAAACAAACGAUGACGUGAUGUCAUCAUUUUUAGAUGUGUCAUUUUUUUAAUUUGAAUGAUGUCAUUUGUUUUCUGCUAAAAGUAGAAAUUCCUGCACUGUUUCGUUUUUUAGCACUAAAGUCAGUUUAGGUGCAUUAAUCCAGCUGAAAUCGCAUUAUGUAUAUAAUCUCUACACAUUCUUUGUAUUGCUUGUUGAAUGAUUUGAAAUAUUACUUUUUACAAUAUUCUCUGUAUUGUAGAUUUUAUAUCACACCACACAGAACACAUUAAAGCUGAAACAGAUUUGCUUUUGGGAUUUGAAGGGUGUUGAAGGCCGGGUGCGUCUCAAAGGCCUAAAUGAUAUAAUACUCAAAUUAAACUGUUAUGAUUUCACUGAAAAGUGUCUGUUAAUUACAUACACUCACACCACAGUGCUGUGGAAUUCUAAAUUCU
Pangasianodon hypophthalmus (striped catfish) is the source of this 3541-nucleotide messenger RNA. It is a transcript of the gene fndc5a, whose product is annotated as fibronectin type III domain containing 5a. The record is from RefSeq and is a predicted model, not a curated record. Gene Ontology annotation, molecular function: protein binding. Lineage: Eukaryota; Metazoa; Chordata; Actinopteri; Siluriformes; Pangasiidae. The transcript is spliced from 6 exons. Bases 583 to 1191 code for a protein of 202 amino acids.